Messenger RNA from Puntigrus tetrazona (Sumatra barb), 758 nucleotides. RefSeq names its product DNL-type zinc finger (gene dnlz). The record is from RefSeq and is a predicted model, not a curated record. Gene Ontology annotation, molecular function: zinc ion binding; protein-folding chaperone binding. Lineage: Eukaryota; Metazoa; Chordata; Actinopteri; Cypriniformes; Cyprinidae. Bases 117 to 683 code for a protein of 188 amino acids. Gene Ontology annotation, cellular component: mitochondrion. The transcript is spliced from 3 exons. Gene Ontology annotation, biological process: protein import into mitochondrial matrix; protein folding; protein stabilization.
UCGGCGCGUCCUCUGUCGUCAUCGGUAAGCGACUGGUGUUUUCGACCCGCGCGACAAACGCGACAUUUCAGAGCCAGCGGGGAGAGUGCGUGUGUUUAAACGGGAACCUUUCCACGAUGACUUCUCGCUCGUGUUUGUUUUUAUUCAGACGGAGGAUACCCAGAUCCCGCGCGCCGUGUAGCGCUGCCCGAGUCGAGCACGCGCAGACACAGGAAAGAGCUCCGAACAACUCUUUGCGUUUCUCUCCUUCGUUGCUAGGGACCUCUGCGUCGUCAAGCGGAGGCAGACCGGGUUUCUGCAGGAGCUUCACCGCUUCUGCGAGCAGGACUGAAGACAUCGGACAGCUGCAGUCCACGCACUAUCACCUGGUUUACACCUGCAGAGUGUGCUCCACGCGCUCUAUGAAGAAAAUCUCCAAGAUAGCCUAUCACAAGGGGGUUGUCAUCGUGACUUGUCCUGGAUGUAAAAAGCACCACGUGAUCGCUGAUAAUCUGAAGUGGUUCUCUGACCUGGAAGGGAAAAGAAACAUAGAGGAAAUCCUGGCCGCUAAAGGAGAAUCGGUCCGAAGAGUUCAAGGAGACGAGGCCCUGGAAAUAGUUGCGGAGGAAUCGAUAAAGGAGUCUUCAAGAAAUAAUCCAGAUGAUUCGAUACCACAUCUAACCAAUGGUUCAGACAAAACAUGAUUGACAUUUGUCAGUCGUAUGACUGUAUAUUUAUUAUUGUUAUAUUAUUCCUCUAAUAAACCGACAAUCUGAUCA